Molecule: messenger RNA, 492 nt
Organism: Penicillium arizonense
Lineage: Eukaryota; Fungi; Ascomycota; Eurotiomycetes; Eurotiales; Aspergillaceae
Exons: 3
Coding region: 1-492 (163 amino acids)
Source: RefSeq, a predicted model, not a curated record
AUGAGCAGCACCGAGGUCAUAGAAGCCGAAAUGGAAAUCGCCCUUCCGAACGACGACAAAGAAUUGAUCGACCGGAUGGGCGGUGGCUACAUCGAAAAAUAUAUGUACAUUCUUGAGCCGAACUGCCGUAAUGAGCACUACGACCUGCUGGACUUGACCGACGAACGGACUGAAGCUAACGCAACGAUAUGGGAGGUCGAGGCGAAGCCUCCGGAGCUGCAGAUCGAAGGGAGCUUUGUCAUCCCCUGGGCGACGACGGAUAACGGCGAGUAUCUGUUCUGGCGGUGCCUCCCAGGGCAGCAUCCCGACGAGUGGACAGUCAUUCUGAACCAGGGUCGGGACUGGACUUGGGAGCACCAUGAAAUGAACUGCACCGAUUUCCUCUACGCAGCCCUUACAAAGGAGAUUCAAUCAGAGAUUCUUAGCGAUGACUUCCCUCUCUCCCGUCACGCCGAGACCGAAUCGCCUAGCAUCCUCCUUAAGCGUAACUAA